CCUACCCACAGGCAUUUUCUUCAAUUUUCCCGCUCGUAUUGAUUGAGUUUUACGUAAUCACUUUUUGACCACAUUAUCACUCAAGUUUUAUACUCUUAUUAAGUCACAAAAUCUGUAAAACUUAAUAUUCAGCCAGAUCUAAUUCAAAUUAAUAAUUAAAUCAAAAUUUUAAAUCUUAAACGCUCUUGUUUGGGGGAAAACACAUUUUAUGACGUAACACUUUUGAAUGACCAAUGGUAAACAUCGCUGACAGUUAGAAAAGAAAGUUGCACGAAAAUUCAUGGAAGCAAUGCUAAAUUUGUAAUUAUGAGUCAUCUAGAUUCUCCGUUUUUGAUAGUAACAACUAAAUUCAUUGAAAACUUUCGUGCCCUAGAAAUGUAGUGCUUCAAAUUCAAAGCCGAUCGACGAUUAUUUAUCUUGAUGAAGAUGGAAAAUAUUGCCUGAAUCUCUCUUCUUUCAUUAACCCUUUUAUGUUUUAAAAAAAAAAUGAUGCACUCAAUUCUUAUUGACCCACUAACCUUAGAUGAUGUUGAUAAGAUCAUUAAGACACAAUUGUUAAUGGAUCAAUCUAUCUCACCCACUCAUGCUGUGGGCUACUCAAACCAACCCUAUGUUCGCAUUUUAGAACAACCAGCACCACGGAGCCUUAGAUUUAGAUAUGAAUGUGAAAUCGAAGGGCGAUCUGCUGGCAGUAUUGUUGGCAUUAAUAAUACUUCUGAAAAAAGAACAUUUCCUACCAUUCAGGUCAUGAAUUACCAAGGCCAAUAUGCUGUAGUUGUAUCCUGUGUGUCUAAAGACGGACCUCCAUAUCGACCUCAUCCUCAUAACUUAGUUGGAAAAGAGAACUGUAAAAGAGGAGUUUGUACUCAGUUAGUUAAUAAUCCUGACAUGACUUGCAGCUUUCCAAGCCUUGGGAUACAAUGUGUAAAAAAGCGAGAUAUUGAAAAGUCGCUCAAAAUUCGUGAAAAACAUAGCAUUGAUCCAUUUGGAACUGGAUUCAAUCACCCAAAUAGCAUUGAUCUGAAUGUACUAAGAUUAUGUUUCCAGGUCUUUCUAAAAGACUCUGAGAACAGGUAUUCAAUACCAAUUCCAUCAGCUGUUUCAGAUCCAAUCUUUGACAAAAAAGCCAUGUCUGAUUUAACCAUAAUGAAACUGAGUCAUUAUUCAGCCCCGGUAACUGGAGGUACAGAAGUUAUACUUCUGUGUGAUAGAGUUGCUAAAGAGGAUAUACAAAUUUGGUUUUAUGAAGAACAAAAUUCCAGGAUAGUGUGGGAAAGUCCAGCUGAAUUCCAACCUAGUGAUGUUCAUAAGCAAGUGGCCAUCUCAUUUAGAACACCCCGUUAUCAGAAUGAAAAUAUUCAACAACCAGUACCUGUUUAUAUCGAACUUCGGAAACCUAGUGAAAACAAAAGAGGAGAUCCAAGACCAUUCCAAUAUUUGCCAAUGGAAAGAGAUCCUGAAGGUCUUGCAAGAAAGAAGCUUAAAGUAGAAGACCGCAUUGAUCUUGAAUGUUAUUUUCAAGGAAAUGUUCAUGGUCGUGGAUCUAAUUUCCCAGAGCAACAAAUGCCUAUUGGUAUUCCACGGGUCUCUAGGCAAUUAGCAACUAGACAAAGAGUUAAACCAGAAACUGUUAUGGUGAGUGGGGUAUCUUGUGGAGAUGACCUUUUUGCCAGAGCAUCAGCACCAUUUGUAUCUGACUUUUCGGCAGUAUCAGUAUUAUCGUCAGUUCCUGUUGGAGUUCCAUCAACCUCACCACAUCUCAUUCCUGCACAUUCACCCAAUUUCGCCACUUCACCCAGUGCUCACAGCCAUUCAUCAGCCACACCCCCAUUAGAACCUAUGUCAUCUCCUGUGAUGCACCAAAUGAUGCCUGUCUCAGAAUCAUCCAACCAGGAGGCUGCAGUGGAUGAUGCCAUCAUAGAGAAAUUUGACAGUCUCGACUUAGAUAUUGAUAUAAACCUUAAUUUGACUCAAAAUCUUUCUGCCAGUUUAUUUGAUAGUGCACCGAGUAUCCCAGAACCUACUUUCCAAGACCCGUCAGAAGAACUCAAUCAACAAAAAUAAAAAUAUUUUUUUUAUUUUUGUUGCAUUGGUUUUUAGGUUAGAAUUGUUUUACUUAAUUCCGCCUUUGUUUAUUUUAGACACAACCAAAUGUUUUGCUUUUUUUUCUCUAGUUUUAUGCUUCGAAUUAUAAAUGAUUUACUUCAUUUUUUUCUCCAGUUUUUAUAUUGUUGAAGACCAAAAGUUUUAAAUUGUAAAGUUUAAAAAA
This is a messenger RNA of Parasteatoda tepidariorum (common house spider), 2269 nucleotides long. RefSeq names its product embryonic polarity protein dorsal. Gene Ontology annotation, molecular function: RNA polymerase II cis-regulatory region sequence-specific DNA binding; DNA-binding transcription factor activity, RNA polymerase II-specific. Gene Ontology annotation, cellular component: cytoplasm; nucleus. The record is from RefSeq and is a predicted model, not a curated record. Gene Ontology annotation, biological process: canonical NF-kappaB signal transduction; cellular response to stress; response to cytokine. NCBI's taxonomy places the organism in Eukaryota, Metazoa, Arthropoda, Arachnida, Araneae, Theridiidae.